This is a messenger RNA of Cryptococcus wingfieldii CBS 7118, 1434 nucleotides long. RefSeq lists its product as hypothetical. Gene Ontology annotation, molecular function: phosphatase activity. Bases 1 to 1434 code for a protein of 477 amino acids. Gene Ontology annotation, biological process: DNA damage response. NCBI's taxonomy places the organism in Eukaryota, Fungi, Basidiomycota, Tremellomycetes, Tremellales, Cryptococcaceae. Gene Ontology annotation, cellular component: nucleus; cytoplasm. The record is from RefSeq and is a predicted model, not a curated record. The transcript has 11 exons.
AUGACACCCCCGCAGCUCUUCCAACUUCCUCACAGGCGGGUCUCUCCCCAGGAUAAGCAAAGCUUUGCCUACACCACCCUUGUCAAGAGGUGGCCUGUUGUUCUCACGAAUGUCAUUUCCACCGUCUCUAACGCCAACCACGAAGCCCACGUCGGCUCCGCUCCCGACAAGGAUCAGCGGGUGGAGGAGGGCAAGAAGAUCAUCUCUCAGAUCUCCGAAAUGAAGUAUGAGAUGGGACACGAUGCCAUUCUCACUCCCAUCAAGGAAGACGGAGAUAUCAAUGUCCAGUGCUACAACGAAGAACUCGCAAACUUCCCGGAGAAUGAGAGGACGUGGGGUACCGUCAACUGGCUUUGGGCUGAGUGCUACGUAUACCGACGUUUGAGGAGCUUCUUUGCUGCCACCACUCUUUGGAAAGAGUAUGACCCCUUCUUUGACCAAAAGGCCGAGACCUACAAGUCUAGUUCCGCUGCUAUCGUCCAGCUUGCAAAGGCCAUGAACACGGCUCAUGGAGAGAAGGAUGACCUGGCCAGGGACUCUGAAAAGACCGGGUCUGCUUUGGAGGUUGCCUUCUUGGAGAUGCUCCAAGCCGAUCUCUGGGGAAACGCUACUGACCUCUCCCUCCUGAUCGACCUCAAAUAUGAAGACCUCCAGAAACUCCAAGCUGUCGGCUCGGAAGCGCAAGCGGAGCAAGCCAAGUUCAUCUUGCGAAAUGAUAUGAGCAAGGCUUGGGAGCUCCUCAAGACUCUUAGGGAUGGCCGUGUUGAUAUUGUGCUGGACAAUGGUAAGCAGUACCGCUUGCUUUACACUGAUUUCAUCUUGGCCGACUUCCUCGUCUCAUGCACCCCCUUCGUGAACGAGGUCGUCUUCCACCCCAAGGCGAUCCCAUGGUUCGUCAGCGACGUCCUCCCCUACGACUUCACCUGGGCCAUCGACUCCCUCCUCGACCGCUCCUUCUUCCAAGACGCCGCCACCCCCCUCUCCUCCUCUGACCUCGAUUCCCUGACCACCAUAGCUCAACGCUGGAAGUCGCACGUCGAGUCGGGCCGUUUCAAGCUUUCGGUCCCGCUCAAUACCAAGCUCGGCCAAGCACCCGAGGUUGGAGGAUUCUGGACGACGCAGUAUGCUUACCAGGACUUGCCUGCUACGGCGCCGGAGGUUUUGAAGGAGUUGCAAAAGUCGGACUUGGUGAUCUUUAAGGGUGAUCUGAACUACCGAAAAUUGGUGGGCGACGCUUGGUGGCCUACUACGACACCGUUCGAGGAAGCGUUGGGUCCCCUUGCCGGUCAGAUCAACCUGCUCAGCUUGAGGACCAACAAGGCCGACACCAUUGCUGGUCUUGAUGAGGGCAUUGCCGAGAAGCUCGACAAGGAAGCGCCAGACUGGAGAGUGUCUGGAAAAUACGCUGUCGUGUCUUUCUCCAAGAGACGUUGA